GCGAGACUUGGACGAGGGUGAGGCUAGAGCGUCGCCCGGUAAAUGCCACCGAUGGCCUGCGCUUUAGCGCGCCAGUCUUACCACCGAGACGCGCAGGGGUGUGCGUAGAGCGGCCCCAUUAUAGCCGUGCUCUCUAGCGGACGAGGGAAAGAGUCUCUAUAGCUCCGACUGUCGGGUCCCCCGCCGAGGGGGGAUCGGAGCGAUCGGAAGUGACCGGAAGUAAUCGGUGCUGAGGCGGAAGUUGAAGGGGACGGGGUUGCUAUGGUUGCUGCGUGGGUCUAAGGGACCCCCCCUCCCCCCAGACAAUUCAGGCUGAGGCCCCAGUAUUUUAAGUUGCUGGCAAGAUGACUCAGGCAGAAAUUAAACUCUGUUCCCUCCUGCUGCAAGAACAUUUUGGCGAGAUUGUGGAAAAGAUAGGGACUCAUCUUAUCAAGACAGGCAGCCAGCCGCUGAGAGUGAUUGCCAACGACACAGGGAUGUCACUAGAUCAGGUUAAGAAAGCUCUCUGUGUCCUCAUUCAACACAACCUGGUGACCUACCAGCUGCAGAAGCGAGGCUUUGUGGAGUACGAAGCUUCAUGCAGUCGGGUGCUGAGGAUCCUCCGGUAUCCACAUUACAUCUACACUGCCAAGACCCUCUACAGCGACAUGGGCGAGCUGAUCGUGGAGGAGCUGCUGCUGAAUGGCAAAAUGACCAUGAGUGCUGUGGUGCGAAAGGUUGCGAACAGGCUGACGGAAACUAUGGAGGAUGGGAAAACCAUGGACUAUGGUGAAGUCUCCAACACAUUUGUGCGCCUAGCGGACACGCACUUCAUUCAGAGAUGCCCAAUGGCCCCUGAAACUACUGAGACUUCGGAUGCGCCACCACCUCCUGUGCCCACUUUGGCGGUUAAUGAGAAGGACAUGUACGUGGUCCCCAACCUGAAUCUCAUAGGGAAAGGGAAAAGGAGAAGAUCAUUUGACGAUGAAGAUAACGGUGAACACAAGGCAAAAAGGCAGAAACACGAUGCAGACAGCAAAGAGCCCCCGCCCGAUGACGGCAUUUAUUGGCAAGCCAACAUCGAUCGGUUCCACCAGCACUUCCGAGACCAAGCCAUAGUCAGCGCCGUGGCCAACAGGAUGGACCAGACCUGCAGUGAAAUAGUGCGGACUAUGCUGAGGAUGAGUGAAAUUACUACAUCUUCCAAUGCACCUUAUACGCAGCCACUGUCUUCCAACGAGAUAUUCAGAUCUCUUCCAGCAGGAUACAACAUUGUGAAACAAAUUCUGGAUCAGUAUCUCACUUUGCUAGCUGAUGAUCCGCUGGAGUUUGUUGGUAAAUCCGGGGACAGUGGGGGCGGCAUGUAUGUCAUCAAUCUCCACAAGGCCCUUGCGACUUUGGCAACAGCAACUCUGGAAUCCAUCGUACAGGAGAGAUUUGGUUCCCGUUGCGCGAGGAUAUUCCGGCUGCUUCUGCGGAAGAAGCAUUUGGAACAGAAACAAGUGGAAGAUUUUGCCAUGAUUCCCGCCAAGGAGGCAAAGGAUAUGCUGUAUAAAAUGUUGUCCGAGAACUUUGUGUCCUUACAGGAGAUUCCGAAGACUCCCGACCACGCCCCCUCCAGGACCUUCUAUCUGUACACAGUGAACACGCUGUCCUCUGCGCGGAUGCUGCUGCACCGGUGUUAUAAGAGUGUGGCCAACCUGAUUGAAAGGCGACAGUACGAAACCAAGGAGAACAAGCGCCUGCUGGAGAAGUCUCAGCGGGUGGAGGCCAUCCUAGCAUCCAUGCAGGCCACAGGUGCCGAGGAGGUGCAGCUGCAGGAGAUCGAGGAGAUGAUCACAGCCCCGGAGCGCCAGCAGCUGGAGAACCUCAAACGCAACGUCAACAAGAUCGACGCCAGCGAGAAUCAAGUCGACGAAACCAUCUUUGUGCUGGAGUCGUACAUCGAAAGCACAGUGAAGAAGCUGUGAGGGCACCCCCUGCUGGCAGGCUGCGUCCCUUUCACCACGCCCAUCAUGGCACUCUGGGUGGCACUGUCUGCUUCCUGCGCGGGGGGAGUUUUCAGACAGCUGUUCUGAGUUUUUAUUUAUUUUUACUGUAUGUUUAACAGUGAUUGGAGGGGAAAUAAAAUGCUGACUGUUCUGAUUA
Molecule: messenger RNA, 2127 nt
Organism: Mauremys reevesii (Reeves's turtle)
Lineage: Eukaryota; Metazoa; Chordata; Testudines; Geoemydidae
Gene: POLR3C
Product: RNA polymerase III subunit C
Exons: 15
Coding region: 345-1949 (534 amino acids)
Biological process (GO): DNA-templated transcription
Cellular component (GO): RNA polymerase III complex
Molecular function (GO): single-stranded DNA binding
Source: RefSeq, a predicted model, not a curated record